Molecule: messenger RNA, 5978 nt
Organism: Medicago truncatula (barrel medic)
Lineage: Eukaryota; Viridiplantae; Streptophyta; Magnoliopsida; Fabales; Fabaceae
Exons: 15
Coding region: 16-5079 (1687 amino acids)
Biological process (GO): recognition of pollen; protein phosphorylation
Cellular component (GO): plasma membrane
Molecular function (GO): protein serine/threonine kinase activity; ATP binding
Source: RefSeq, a predicted model, not a curated record
AAGAGGAACUGAUCAAUGGAGUCUCUUGAAAAUCUUCUCUGCAAGAUGCUGGUUUUGCAUAUCUAUUUUCUACUCCUCACAUUCUCUUUUUGCUCUUGUUCUUCUGAUACCAUAUCUAUCGACAAAACCUUAAGAGAUGGUGAACUUCUUGUUUCUAAAUCUAAAACCUUUGCUCUUGGAUUCUUCACUCCAGGAAAGUCCGCCUCUCGCUAUGUUGGAAUUUGGUACUACAAUUUGCCAAUCCAAACUGUUGUUUGGGUUGCAAACAGAGAUGCUCCCAUCAAUGACACUUCUGGGAUUUUAUCCAUUGACCCAAAUGGAAAUCUAGUAAUUCACCACAACCAUAGCACCAUUCCCAUUUGGUCUACCGAUGUUUCAUUUCCACAAUCACAAAGAAAUAGCACCAAUGCUGUUAUAGCGAAAUUAUCAGACAUAGCAAACCUUGUUCUGAUGAUAAACAACACAAAAACUGUCAUCUGGGAAAGCUUUGAUCAUCCCACAGACACCUUGCUUCCAUAUCUAAAGAUAGGGUUUAAUAGAAAAACUAAUCAAAGCUGGUUCCUUCAAUCCUGGAAGACAGAUGAUGACCCUGGAAAAGGUGCGUUCACGGUGGAAUUCAGCACCAUUGGUAAACCUCAGUUGUUUAUGUACAACCAUAACCUUCCAUGGUGGCGUGCUGGACAUUGGAAUGGAGAACUGUUUGCAGGUGUACCUAAUAUGAAACGAGAUAUGGAAACUUUUAACGUUUCUUUUGUGGAAGAUGAAAACUCCGUAGCAAUCUCAUAUAACAUGUUUGAUAAGUCUGUCAUCGCUAGGAAAGUUGUUAAUCAAUCUGGUUUCUUUCAAAUAUUCACGUGGGGGAAUGAAAAGAAUCAAUGGAACCGGUUCUAUUCAGAACCAACAGACCAAUGUGAUAACUAUGGAACAUGUGGAUCAAACAGUAAUUGUGACCCUUUUAACUUUGACGACUUUAAGUGCACUUGUUUACUUGGUUUUGAACCAAAAUUUCCACGUGAUUGGUAUGAGAGUAGAGAUGGGUCGGGAGGGUGUGUAAGGAAGAAAGGUGCAUCUAUUUGUGGGAAUGGAGAAGGGUUUAUAAAAGUUGUAAGUGUGAAAGUUGCUGAUAUAUCUGGAGCAGUUGCCAUAGAUGGUUUGAGUUUGGAAGAAUGUGAGAAAGAAUGCUUGAGAAAUUGCUCUUGUACUGCCUAUGCAGUUGCUGAUGUGAGGAAUGGUGGUAGUGGAUGUUUGGCAUGGCAUGGGGAUUUAAUGGACAUUCAAAAACUUAGUAGUGAUCAAGGCCAAGAUUUAUUUUUACGCGUCGAUAAAGUUGAACUAGCUAAUUACAACAAAAAAAGCAAAGGAGCACUUGACAAAAAGAGGUUGGCUGCAAUUCUGGUAGCUUCUAUUGUUGCAAUUGUCAUCCUCCUCUCCUGUGUAAAUUACAUGUGGAAGAAAAAAACAAAGGAUAAAAUGAUGCGGCAAAUAAACCAUGACUCCUCAGUAGAAGAGAAUGGUGCUCCAAACAACAGACAUCCAAAUCUACCCUUUUUCAGCUUUAAAACGAUAAUGACAGCUACAAAAAAUUGUGAUCAUAAGAAUAAGCUUGGACAAGGUGGAUUUGGCUCUGUCUACAAGGGUUGCUUGGUUAAUGGACAAGAGAUUGCAGUUAAAAGAUUGUCCAGAGAUUCUGGUCAAGGCAAAGUAGAGUUUAAAAAUGAAAUUACACUUUUAGUUAAACUCCAACACAGAAAUCUAGUGAGGUUGCUCGGUUGUUGCUUUGAAAAAGAAGAAAGGAUGUUAGUUUAUGAAUACCUACCAAACAAAAGCCUAGACUUCUUUAUAUUCGAUCAAAACCAAAGGUCAUCAUUGGAUUGGGUAAAGCGUUUUGAAAUCAUUUGUGGGAUUGCUCGAGGUGUUUUAUAUCUUCACCAAGAUUCAAGGCUGAAAAUAAUUCAUAGAGAUCUAAAAGCCAGCAAUGUUCUCCUUGACGCUGCAAUGAAUCCCAAAAUCUCAGAUUUUGGUAUGGCUAGAAUAUUUGGAGAAGAUGAAAUCCAAGCAAGAACAAAAAGAGUGGUCGGAACAUAUGGAUAUAUGUCACCAGAAUAUGCAAUGGAAGGACGAUAUUCAACAAAAUCUGAUGUCUUCAGUUAUGGGGUCUUACUACUGGAGAUUAUUGCUGGCAAGAGAAACACACAUUGUGAAAUUGGAAGAGACUCCCCAAAUUUAAUUGGACAUGUGUGGACACUAUGGACAGAAGAAAGAGCCUUGGAUAUUGUUGAUCCAGCACUAAACCAGUCUUAUCCUCUUGAUAUAGUUCUGAGAUGCAUUCAAAUUGGACUUUUGUGUGUGCAAGAAAAUGCAAUUAAUAGACCAUCAAUGUUAGAAAUUGUUUUCAUGCUAUGCAAUGAAACACCUCUCUGCCCACCUCAAAAACCAGCAUUUUAUUCAAUGGCAACCAUGAAUUGCAAGAACCAUCAACAUCAGGAUCUUCAAACAUUUCUAGAGGUUCUUGAGAAACAAAAAAACUCAAUGGACUCUGCUAAAAAUCUUCUCUACCUUAGCACAGUCGAAAAUCAUAAAAACAAAUUGUUAGUGUUAGAUUACUCUUUGAUUCUACUAUGUCUCACCUUAUCUUUUUGCCCUUGUUCUUCUGAUACCAUAACUAUUCACAAACCCAUAAGAGAUGGUGAACUUCUCAUUUCUAAAUCUAAAACAUUUGCUCUUGGAUUCUUCACUCCAGGAAAGUCCACCUCUCGCUAUGUUGGAAUCUGGUACAACAAUUUGCCGAUCCAAACUGUUGUUUGGGUUGCAAAUAGAGAUGCUCCCAUCAAUGACACUUCUGGAAUUCUAUCAAUCAACCAAAAUGGGAAUCUAGAACUCCACCACAACCUUAGCACCAUUCCCAUUUGGUCUACCAAUGUUUCAUUAACACAGUCACAAAGAAAUAACACCAAUGUUAUAGCUCAACUAUUGGAUAUAGGAAACCUUGUUCUGAGGUUAAACGACACCGAAACUGCCAUCUGGGAAAGCUUUGAUCAUCCCACAGACACAAUGCUUCCGUAUCAAAAGAUUGGUUUUGAUAGAAAAAUUAAUCAAAGUUGGGUCCUUCAAUCCUGGAAGACAGAUGAUGACCCUGGAAAAGGUGCGUUCACGGUGAAAUUCAGCACCAUUGGCAAACCACAAUUGUUUAUGUACAACCAUGAUCGUCCUUGGUGGCGUGGUGGACAUUGGAAUGGAGCAAUAUUAGUAGGCCUACCUCAUAUGAUAGGAGAUAUGGCAGUUCGUAAUGUUUCUUGGGUUGAAGAUGACAACUAUGUAUCACUCUCAUAUAACAUGUUUAAUAAGUCUGUCAUUACAAGGAUAGUGGUUCAGCAAUCUGGUUUCUUUCAAACAUUCAUGUGGGACAGUCAAGAGAGUCAAUGGAGCCGGUACUGGUCUGAACCAACAGACCAAUGUGCUAACUACGGAACAUGUGGACCAAACAGUAAUUGUGACCCUUUGAACUUUGAGAGCUUUAAGUGUACUUGUUUACUUGGUUUUGAACCAAAAUUUCCACGUGAUUGGUAUGAGAGUAGAGAUGGGUUGGGAGGAUGUGUAAGAAAAAGAGGUGCAUCUGUUUGUGGGAAUGGAGAAGGGUUUAACAAAGUUUUAAGGGUGAAAGUUCCUGAUAUAUCUGGGGCAGUUGCCAUAGAUGGUUUGACUUUGGAAGAAUGUGAGAAAGAUUGCUUGAGAAACUGUUCUUGUAAUGCCUAUGCAGUUGCUGAUGUGAGGAAUGGUGGUAGUGGAUGUUUGACGUGGCAUGGGAAUUUAAUGGACAUUCAAAAACUUAGUAAUCAGGGCCAAGAUUUAUUUUUGCGCGUCGAGAAAGUUGAACUUGCUAAUUACAACAAAAAAAGCAAAGGAGUCCUUGAUAAAAAGAGGUUAGCUGCAAUUCUUGUAGCUUCUAUAGUUGCAAUUGUCAUCCUCCUCUUCUGUGUGAAUUACAUGUGGAAGAAAAAGAGAAAGGAUAAAAUGAUGCCGCAACCAAACCAAGAUUCCUCUGGGGAAGAGAAUGAUACCCAAAGCAACACGCAUCCAAAUCUACCCUUUUUCAGCUUUAAAACGAUAAUGACAGCUACAAGAAAUUGUGAUCUUGAGAAUAAGCUUGGACAAGGUGGAUUUGGCUCUGUCUAUAAGGGCUUUUUGGAAAAUGGACAAGAGAUAGCAGUGAAAAGAUUGUCCAGAGAUUCUGGUCAAGGCAAAGAAGAGUUUAAGAAUGAAAUUAAACUUUUAGUUAAACUCCAACACAGAAAUCUAGUGAGGUUGCUCGGUUGUUGCUUUGAAAAAGAAGAAAGGAUGCUAGUUUACGAAUACCUAUCAAACAAAAGCCUAGACUUCUUUAUAUUCGAUCAAAACCAAAGGUCAUCAUUGGAUUGGGUUACGCGUUUUGAAAUUAUUUGUGGGAUUGCUCGAGGUGUAUUAUAUCUUCAUCAAGAUUCAAGGCUGAAAAUAAUCCAUAGAGAUCUAAAAGCCAGCAACGUUCUCCUUGAUGCUGUAAUGAAUCCCAAAAUCUCGGAUUUUGGUAUGGCUAGAAUAUUUGGAGAAGAUGAAAUUCAAGCUAGAACAAAAAGAGUUGUUGGAACAUAUGGAUAUAUGUCUCCGGAAUAUGCAAUGCAAGGACGAUAUUCAACAAAAUCUGAUGUCUUCAGUUAUGGGGUCUUACUACUGGAGAUUAUUGCUGGCAAGAGAAACACACAUUGUGAGACAGGAAGAGACUCCCCAAAUUUAAUUGGACAUGUGUGGACACUAUGGACAGAAGGAAAAGCCUUGGAUAUGGUUGAUCAAGCACUAAACCAUUAUUAUUCUUCUGCUAUAGUUCUAAGAUGCAUUCAAAUUGGACUCUUGUGUGUGCAAGAAAAUGCAAUUAAUAGACCGUCAAUGUUAGAUGUUGUUUUCAUGCUAUGCAAUGAAACACCUCUUUGCCCACCUCAAAAACCAGCAUUUUUAUUCAAUGUACGCCAAGAUUUGCCAGAGUCGUCAACUUCAGGAGGAGGAUCUUCAAUAAAUGAACUAACAGAAACUACCAUCAGCGCUCGCUGAAAACUACCAUCAGCAUUUUUGAAUACUGUACCUUUGACAAACUCUUUUGACCUUUUGAAUUAUUUGAAUAACACUUCGGAUCGGGAGGCUAUGGUUGAGGAACUGAAUAGUGGCUUUGACUUCACCAAUGUGAAUAAAGCUGCUAUUCAAUCUUUGGUUGUAAGCCCCAAGUUAACUAGCUAUUCAGAGAACAUGGUCAUAGGUACCUCUAUUGCUGAUUUAACUAUGGAGUCUCUGCAGCAACCAAUGCCUCAGCCUAUCACUACCAAUUACAUCUCUCUGACAUGUGACAAGCUUCCUGUUUUUCCUGUCUUGAAACCUGUGAAUUCUAGAUUGGAAGCUGCAGCUGCUUCAUCUGCAGCAGCUCAGAACAGUGUGGCCAUUCUGCCAAAGUCUUGGGGAGACCUUAUUGAUGAAGAAACUGAUACUACCUUAGAGAAGGAGCUAGCUUUCCACCUAGUGGAGAAUUCAUCUAUUUGUCUAGAUAGUCAAGUCUUAAAUUUGUGUCCUGAUAGAAGUGUUCACACUAGUAAUUUGAUGGAUAUGAAUGCUGAGAUGUUGGUAACAGUACCAAAAGACACCAGCAUUGUUCCUACCCAUAGUGAUGCUGCUUAAGAAGUGUUGAAAUUUUAAAAAAGGUCUGGGGGGAUACUCCAUCUGCUGAUCAGGAUCAGAUAGACAAAGAGGAUGAUGGUAAAACUGAUAAGUCUUUUACUCCUUUUGUCUCAAAUAGACAGAAGAAGAAUAAAUUGCAGCUGUCUAAAGGGCUGAAAGAUGAUUGCAUUCCUUAAUCUAAUAUGUAAAUUUUGGUUUAUACUUGCACCUUGGAAUUGAGUUUGCAGACAUUCAUAGAGGUUUAUACUAAGUAUUUAUUAGUAUGAUGUAAAUUAUGUCCAUUU